This is a messenger RNA of Mangifera indica (mango), 2026 nucleotides long. RefSeq names its product small RNA degrading nuclease 1-like. The transcript has 12 exons. The record is from RefSeq and is a predicted model, not a curated record. Gene Ontology annotation, cellular component: nucleus. Lineage: Eukaryota; Viridiplantae; Streptophyta; Magnoliopsida; Sapindales; Anacardiaceae. Gene Ontology annotation, molecular function: exonuclease activity; nucleic acid binding. The coding region runs from base 122 to 1678 and encodes 518 amino acids.
CAUAUUAAUAUUAAAUACCAAAAUUGCCCCGAUGGAUAUUGCAUAGAUGCAAACCCUAAACCCUUGAACAUCAUCUUCCCCGUUUGUUCAGUCGUCAGUAGCGGCAAAGUAGUAACCCGGAAUGGACCAGAAACUCGAUAUUUUAGAGAAAAAGGUUCUUGUUGGAAUUGUUAAGAUGGUCCAAAAGCAAGGAAUGCAGGGCACUGCUGGAGGUUGGAAAGACUUUUUGAAUAGUUAUGACAAAAAGUUUGGCUCUAGUUUAAGUGAUCCGGCUAAGAGGUCCAACGAUGUUUUGGUAUCUUUUCUAAAGACAUUCACUGAGGAUGAUGAUUUAAAGUUUAUCGCAAAAGUGUUGCAACAUCAUCAGAAUCGUGAUAUAUUGGAGCUAUAUGAAAAGAAAUCUCCUGAUGAUAAAUCCCCUGAGCAGAGGCUGGUUCGUUUAACUCUUCAACACCCUCAGUAUGCAUUGAAUUAUAUGUUCCCAUCAUGUAAUGAGGAGUGGGUAAUUACCAAGCUUGGUGAGAAAUCCAAAGUGAUGACAUCAAACACAAUGUACGCUGUUGAUUGUGAGAUGGUUCUUUGUGAAGAUGGCAGUGAGGCUUUGGUGAGGGUGUGUGUUGUCAAUCGCAAUUUAGAGGUAAAGUUGGAUGAACUUGUGAACCCUAACAAAGCAGUUGCUGAUUAUAGAUCUGAGAUUACUGGAGUUACUGCUGAAGAUCUGGUUGGUGUUACCUGUUCAUUGGCAGAUAUACAGAGAAGAAUGGAGAAGCUACUAUCACAUGGAAACAUUUUAGUGGGCCACAGUUUGAAUAAUGACCUAAAUGCACUAAAAGUAGAUCAUCCAAGAGUCAUUGACACCUCCUUAAUCUUCAAAUACUCAAAUGGAAAUAGAAGACCUUCUUUGAAUAAUUUGUGCAAGUCUGUGCUGGGCUAUGAAAUUCGGAAAAGUGGUGCUCCACAUGAUUGUUUAGAUGAUGCAUGUGCUGCAAUGAAGCUAGUUCUUGCUGUAAUAGAGCAUGGUUUUGAUAAUACUAUGCCCAUUGUUCAAGAUGUUCCAGAAAUAGACAAGGCAAAGCUAUUUAUCCACAGGAUACCAUUCAAUGUGCCUAGUGAAGAAUUACACAGUGUUAUUCCUGGGGACUUCACAAUUGAAGUCAAGACAUCAAAGAGACAACAAGGAGACAAGUAUGCUGCUGUUGCCAUAUUUAGUAGCCCACAAGAAGCAUGUCAAGCAUUUGAGAAUGUGGAAGGCAGCCUAGAUAAGGAUUCAUCUGGGAGGCAGCAGAAACUUGUCAAAUUCCAAACCAGCAAAGGUGUGACUCGGGGCAUAUAUGUUCGUAAAAUGGCAUGUGAUGCUCUUCCUGGCGAGGUUUUGGUUAAGAGAGCUCUGGAAGGAGAGGAGAACACAGGUCUAUCCAAAAAACGGAAAAUUGAGCAGAUAAAUGAAGAGAUAAUGUCAGGGUUAGACAAGUGCAAGUGUAAAGAGCACAUAAAGGAGAUUGAAAGAUUGAGGAAAAUGGCAAACUCGAAUCAAUGCGAAGAUCACUUGAGAGAGAUUGAACGUUUGAAGCAAGAACUAAUAGAAAAGGAUUUCCAGAUUUCAAAGCAGCAUAAGAUGAUAUCUCUCCUUGAAGAGAAAUUACAAAGGAAAAAGGACAAAAAGAAUAAAGGAAGGUGAACAUGCCACCACUAAUUUGCUGCAUGAUACCAUUGAUUAAAAAUUUUGGGGUCAAAUUUAGAAUUGAGGAGAGGCUGGUGGAUGUGAUGUGGCCAACAGAGAUAUAUAUUUAUGAUAUUUCUCAUUGCUUGGAGUGAUGUUGAAGAAAUGAGUGAAGGCAGGAGAGGAUACUUUUUUGGGUGUAAAAAAUGAGUUACGUUUUCCUGGUUUGACUCAUUGUUAUUUUGCCAAGCAGUUUUUGAACCUCUUCAAAUUCUUGUAAUUUCAUUGUUUCAAUUUUUAUUUUCCCUUAAUACAUUUGUGUUUUGUGAGCUUCUAAAACAAAAUAUUUGAUUGAUGUUUUAUUAA